Molecule: messenger RNA, 669 nt
Organism: Penicillium argentinense
Lineage: Eukaryota; Fungi; Ascomycota; Eurotiomycetes; Eurotiales; Aspergillaceae
Exons: 1
Coding region: 1-669 (222 amino acids)
Source: RefSeq, a predicted model, not a curated record
AUGGCUCCUGCUGCCGAGGACCAGCAGAGUCAAUCCAGGGAUAUCAACAGCGGGCAGCGAGCUGGCCGAGCCCAGUCUCCUGCUCAAGGGAACCAGACGCAAACACCAUCAUAUAAGUUUGCACGUACUCAGGAACCACUGCAAUUCAACGCCACCGGUAACUUCAACCGCUCAACCUGCGGUAUCGACUUCCAACCGACAACCGCCGCCGCUAUCAUCGACACAGCCAAAUCUUUGUCGAAAACUGAGAAAGCGAGAGCUCGGAUGGCCAAGGCCAGGGAAGAGAAAGCAAAGAAGCGAAGUGAAAAAGGCGGCCAGUCCAGAUUGACAGAAUCAAUGGAGUCUGCUGCAAAGCGAAGGUCAAGCAGGAUCAACAAACUCGUGAAGGGGGCAAACCAUGACAGAGAGCAGUCAGAGCUCAGUUCUGAGGUUGAUGAGUUCAAUAUGGAGGAACUGGAACGACAGUUCCGCCAGGAUCAGUUCUCAUCUCUGCCAGGGGAGCGCUAUAGUGAUAGGGACUUCCAGCCAUCCUCGACUCUGCCUGAAAGGACAGGCAAAGUAAGCAGAAAAAGAAAACAACCUCACAGUGACAGCAUCUCUCUCAGUAUUCGGCCAAGCGGCCAAUGGAAAACCCUCAGGAGGAAACCAGCCACAUCCAACCGCCAAUGA